This is a messenger RNA of Cucurbita pepo subsp. pepo (vegetable marrow), 2039 nucleotides long. RefSeq names its product putative beta-1,4-xylosyltransferase IRX10. Gene Ontology annotation, molecular function: glycosyltransferase activity. Lineage: Eukaryota; Viridiplantae; Streptophyta; Magnoliopsida; Cucurbitales; Cucurbitaceae. Gene Ontology annotation, biological process: plant-type secondary cell wall biogenesis; glucuronoxylan biosynthetic process. The record is from RefSeq and is a predicted model, not a curated record.
GGGACCAUUUUCUGAGAGCAGGAAAAUGGGUUUCGCUCUUAAGCCAUCUUCAAUGGCUUGCGAGAGAUUUGGACUUCGUAGCGACCAACGCGCCUCCAACUUUAUUACUUUCUUCAACUCUUUUCCAUGGAUGAUUCUCCAUUCUUGCUGUAAUUUCACUGUUCUUCACCAAAUCAACAUAUUCCUUCUCUGUUUCUUCAAGCAAUUCCCUCUCUCUCUCUCUCUCUCCCCGUGUGUUUUUAAAGCUUCAAAUCUCCCAUCCCCUCUCUAAACCUAAUUUCUAAGAAACCCUUCUUCUCCAACAACCCCUCUUUCGACGUUUCAACCAUUGGGGUCUCCUUGUUCUUCAAAUACACUCUGCUUCUCCGCUUAUCAAUCGGAAUACCCGAAACCCAUUUCGGUUUUUGCUUGUUUUGUUACUCCAACGCUCUGAUUUGGGUUCUUGAAGUCAGCAAUGAUGGAGCUCUGGUUUUGGGUUUUUGCUGUUUCUUUAGUUUCGAGGAUUGCCGCUGUCCCCAAUGCUGUCCCCACCGAACGGAUUUCAGGAAGUGCUGGGGAUGUGUUAGAAGAUAACCCAGUUGGAAGACUAAAAGUGUAUGUUUAUGAUCUUCCAAGCAAAUACAAUAAGAAAACUCUUCAAAAGGAUCCAAGAUGUCUCACUCAUAUGUUUGCUGCUGAGAUAUACAUGCAUAGGUUCUUGUUGAACAGCCCUGUUAGAACACUCAACCCUGAUGAAGCUGAUUGGUUUUAUACUCCAAUUUAUGUGACCUGUGACCUCACCCCCAAUGGCUUGCCAUUGCCCUUCAAAUCCCCACGAAUGAUGCGAAGCGCCAUUCAGCUUAUCUCUUCCAAUUGGCCUUAUUGGAAUAGAACCGAGGGCGCUGAUCACUUCUUUGUUGUUCCUCAUGACUUUGGUGCCUGCUUUCAUUAUCAGGAAGAGAAGGCUAUUGAUCGUGGAAUUCUUCCCUUACUCCAGCGUGCAACUUUGGUUCAAACUUUUGGACAAAGGCACCAUGUUUGCUUGAAUGAGGGUUCCAUCACUAUUCCUCCAUAUUGUCCUCCCCAGAAAAUGAAAACUCACCUGAUUCCCCCCGAUACUCCUCGUUCGAUCUUCGUCUAUUUCCGGGGAUUGUUUUACGAUGUUAACAAUGACCCAGAGGGAGGUUAUUACGCAAGAGGUGCAAGAGCAGCAGUAUGGGAGAACUUCAAAAACAAUCCUCUCUUCGACAUCUCGACCGACCAUCCCACGACAUAUUACGAAGAUAUGCAGCGAGCAAUAUUCUGUUUAUGUCCUCUUGGGUGGGCACCGUGGAGUCCGAGGCUGGUGGAAGCAGUGGUGUUUGGUUGCAUUCCUGUUAUCAUAGCCGAUGACAUUGUCUUGCCUUUCGCUGAUGCCAUUCCAUGGGAAGAGAUUGGCGUGUUUGUAGAUGAAAAGGACGUGUCGAACCUCGACACGAUCCUGACAUCAAUACCGCCUGAUGUGAUAUUAAGGAAGCAACGACUGCUGGCGAACCCAUCGAUGAAACGAGCAAUGAUGUUCCCUCAACCAGCGCAAUCGGGCGACGCUUUCCAUCAGAUUCUGAAUGGCUUGGCUAGAAAACUGCCACACAGUAAGAGUGUUUACUUGAAGCCUGAUGAGAAGGUUUUGAAUUGGACUGCAGGACCUGUGGGGGACCUGAAGCCUUGGUAGAUAAAUGGUUCAACUUUUUGGCUGUUGUGUCUUAGUUCAUACCUUCCUCUAUACUCCUUGCCUGAAGUUUUGAUUGAUUUUGAGUACACAGCUUUUAGAGGUGUCUCUUAGCUCUGUGGUAUAGCGGACUCAUUUGAUUGAAAAGGUAUAAGAAUCCGAGCUAAAUAUUGAAUCAGUGAUGAAGAGAAUUAUUGCAAAUUAUCCUAUGUAUGCGUCAUGGUCUUCUGAGUUGUAAUGUUACCAUCAGCCGUACACGGGAGUCUUGUUUUUACCUGAAAAAUAAGAGCAGCAAGUGACUUGAAUAUUUUAAGAAAUAUCAGUAGUGACGUAAGAAAUACUCGGUAAGUAA